Molecule: messenger RNA, 519 nt
Organism: Erigeron canadensis
Lineage: Eukaryota; Viridiplantae; Streptophyta; Magnoliopsida; Asterales; Asteraceae
Exons: 1
Coding region: 1-519 (172 amino acids)
Source: RefSeq, a predicted model, not a curated record
AUGGGAAACAAUAUAGCUAAUGCAAAAGGAAGAGGUAAAAAGAAAGCCAAAGUAAUGAAAAUCGAUGGUGAAGUCUUUAAAUUAAAAACACCUAUAAAAGUCUUUGAAGUAAUCAAGGAUUACCCGGGUCAUGUCUUAUUGGAAUCAAAGGCCGUUAAACAAUAUGGUAUCAGAGCCAAUCCGUUAGACGCCGAAGAAUAUUUAGUACCCGGGAAGAUUUAUUUUCUUGUGGAGUUACCAAAGCUCCAUGAGACUUCGGAUAAGAGUGUUGUGACUAGAAGAGUGAAGUCGGGUGUGAACUUGACGAAAAACGAGAGGCUGCAACUUAUGAUGGAGGGUGAUGGACGUGACUUGGAUGGUUAUGGUUCGGUUCAAGUUAAGGUGAGGUUGCCAAAGGCCGAAAUGGAUAAGGUGGUUAAAGAAAGUAGAGAUGAGAUGGAGCUAGUGGAGAAGAUUGUUGAUCUUUAUGUACAUAAGAAGGCUGCUGGCCAUGAGCCACGGUUGAUUAGGGAGGAUUAA